AUGGCUUCAGUCAUUACCAAGUCGAUUCCCGAAGCCCGCGUGUUCGACUCGGUCGUCGUCGGCGGCGGCCCUGGCGGCCUCGCGGUGCUCGGCAAUCUGCUGGAGCACCGGCCUCGGCAGCGGCAACUCUGGGUCGAUCCCGUCUUCCAAGCCGGUCGCGUCGGCGCCCACUACCGUCGGGUCCCGAGCAACACCAAGGUCGAUCUCUUCCUCAACUUCGCGACCGCCGUGGCGCCCUUCCGCCACAUCGUCGAGGCCGCGGAGAAGCCCAACGCAUUUACUACGUUGCAGGGCUUGCCCCAGGACCAGGGCUGCGAGCUGGGGUACGCGGCGGACCUUUGUCUGAUGUUGAGCGAAGGCGUUCCUCGCCACUUUGAUAACGUGCAGCAACAGCGCGGGAAGGUCACUGCUGCCGUUCUGGAUAAGCAAACCAAGCACUGGACAGUCGCCCUGGAUGGAGAGAAUCAUGUGAGAACGUCGAGAUUGGUGUUAAGCACCGGAUCCAGCCCGAUCUCAAGACCUCAGCUCGUGACGGAGAAGUUACCGGAGAACCUCAAGAUGGUGCAUCUGGACACUGCUCUGAACCCGCCGCUGCUGGGACAAACGAUCAGCCAGGAUGCGACGGUCGCCGUAGUCGGCGCGUCGCAUUCGGCCAUCCUGGUGCUCAUGAACCUGUACAACCUCGCAACGACCACGCACCCGGACCUGAGAAUCAAAUGGUUCACCAGGCACAAAGACUUACGCUAUGCUGAGUACAAGGAUGGCUGGAUUUUGUACGACAACACAGGUCUCAAGGGCCAAGCAGCCCAGUGGGCCCGCGAGAACUUGGAAGAGGCAUCAUUUGGAGGAAGCCCUGUCAGCAAGGUCGUCACCAAACUAUGGACACCGCCCAAGGAAGAACAAGCGGCCUACGAAACCGAGCUCCCUGGAUGCUCCCACCUAAUCCAAGCCAUCGGCUAUCAACGGAAUCCUCUACCUGACCUUAGCGUCGCUGAGGAGGCAGGGGCAGAGGCGCAACCUCUAGAUGUUCAUCAUGAUGCCUCGAACGGACGGUUCUCUUCACAACCUUUGGAGGCCACUACCCAGGGUCGUACUUAUAUCCCUGGAUUGUUUGGGGCUGGCAUCGCGUUUCCGGAGCGUGUCGUAGACCCCGUUGGUAACGUGGAACAUGCAGUUGGAUUCUGGAAGUUCAUGAGGUUCUUGAAGAAGUCGGUCCCGGAAUGGGUCGAGACUACGAAUUAG
Colletotrichum karsti is the source of this 1242-nucleotide messenger RNA. RefSeq lists its product as uncharacterized. Lineage: Eukaryota; Fungi; Ascomycota; Sordariomycetes; Glomerellales; Glomerellaceae. The transcript has 2 exons. The coding region runs from base 1 to 1242 and encodes 413 amino acids. The record is from RefSeq and is a predicted model, not a curated record.